AUGCUCACUCUAUUAUCUAUUGACUCUAAUAUUCUGAUCUUAUCACUCACUCGCUUUUGUGACAUUGCAGAUGCUGCUGGUAUCAUGACGUGUGAGAAAAAGCGAUUGUUUCUACGCAAGGACAAUGGUCUUGUGCGUGAUGUAUUCAAACAGAACCAUAUGCUAAACCUUCGUGGGAACAUGGGUAUUGGUCAUUGUCGAUAUCCAACGGCUGGUUCAAGCUCAAGCUCAGAAGCUCAGCCAUUUUACACCAACUCACCUUAUGGUGUAUCACUUGCUCAUAAUGGCAACUUGACCAACUCGCACGAACUUGUGGAUCAGCUGGCUAACACCAACUUUCGUCAUGUCAAUACGGACUCGGACUCGGAACUAUUGCUCAAUAUUUUGGCCGACGAGCUGCUAAAGCGCGUAAAUGUAUUACUGGAUACGGAGAUGGUACUAGAUGCCGUUACUGGCGUCUUUAAGCGCUGUCGAGGUGGCUACGCGGCUGUUGUGCUUAUCAAUGGUUUUGGCAUUGUUGCCUUUCGUGACCCGCAUGGAAUUCGUCCACUGGUGUAUGGUGCUCGCAAAAAUACCCAUGGAACCGACUACGUUGUGGCUUCGGAGAGUGUUGCUAUUGAUACGCUUGAGUUCAAGAUGGAACGUGAUUUUGCACCUGGCGAGGCAAUGGUCAUUAAGCAAAGCGGUGCAAUGACCACACGCAAGUGUGUGCCUGGUGCCACGCUAUCACCGUGUAUUUUUGAGCAUGUGUAUUUCGCCCGUCCCGAUUCGUUCAUUGACGGUGUGUCAGUGUACCAAGCGCGUCGUAAUAUGGGUGCUAAGCUCGCCGAGAAGAUUUUGCGCGAACGUCCCAACCACGGCAUUGACGUGGUGAUCCCUAUCCCAGACACAAGCCGUACAUCGGCGCUUGAGGCUUCUCAGAGCCUGAACAUUCCGUACCGCGAGGGAUUUGUCAAGAAUCGCUACAUUGCGCGUACGUUUAUUAUGCCUGGUCAGGUCGCGCGUAAGAAAACAGUGCGUAUGAAAUUGAAUGCUAUUCGCUCCGAGUUCCAAGGCAAGGUUGUGCUGCUUGUGGAUGAUUCGAUUGUUCGUGGCACCACCUCCCGCCAGAUUGUGCAGAUUGCACGUGAAAACGGCGCCAAGGCUGUGUACUUUGCGUCGGCUGCUCCGGCCAUCCGCCACCCUAAUGUCUACGGCAUUGACAUGCCCACGACAGAGGAGCUCAUUGCCUUUAACAAAACUGAAGCUCAGGUGGCCAAGGAGAUUGGCUGCGAGUGGAUGCUCUUUCAGGAUCUGAAGGACCUGGAGGACUGCGUGCGGCAGGAAAGCGCGGUACUUGAGAACUUCGACUCAUCGUGUUUUAACGGCAUUUACAUCACGGGUGAUGUAAACCAGGCUUACUUUGAGCGGUUGCACGCUGAGCGUUGCGAUGCGCGCAUGCAGGCAAAAAAUAUGGGUUUCACUCCGUUCAACCGCACGAUAUCCACCCCGCAGUCCGAUGAGAGCAUUGACAUGUACAACGCACCUCAGUAA
Molecule: messenger RNA, 1533 nt
Organism: Peronospora belbahrii
Lineage: Eukaryota; Oomycota; Peronosporomycetes; Peronosporales; Peronosporaceae
Source: the annotation of a GenBank genome assembly